AUUCGAUGUGGAUGGUUUCCUUGGUUAUCUGUUAAUAUCUAGCUAAUGACUGAAUAUAUUAUAAGACUGCAUACAUUGAUGGCAGUUAAUUUACUUCUUGCCAUGCUAGCUGGUAGCCAAUGCUAGUUAGCUACUGCAGGUGAACGCUAGCAAGCGUCGGUUGCACAUUUCCGCGCCACAAAUUAACGGGCAAGGUAUCCCGUCAUGCCUCAUCACGUCACAUGACCGAACACAAAACAUGGACGCUUCCGAGUCUGCGAAGUGUGAGUGUGUUAUUAGCAACUCCGAAGUUCGCAAGCUUAUAUCUACGGGUAAAUUCGCGCUUUUGGUGCAACUUGGGCAGAAGUUCAAAAACAAUGCCGUUCCAUUGUAAAUCAAGCGAACACUGUAGGUUAUCUGGCUAAUCACAACUAUCGAACGUUAUCGAUGUGGAAAACGAAUGUUUGAUCUAGCUAGCUGCUACUAAUGGUACUGGUUUGACAGCGCUUUGUCAGAUAUCGACUAUCUAGCUAAACAUGCCACGGAAAAAGCGAACUCGGAGAAGAGAUACCGACGACGAUGGCAGUGCAUUUCCCAGCAAGAGAAGACACACAGAUAAUGACGAACUACUGAUCAUUUCUGACAGCGAAAAUGAGGAAGAGGAGCACAGACCAGCCGCCAGGGAAGGCCGUUUGCGUGGGAGAGAGACCAGAACACAGGCUAGAGUUUUGUGCCCAGACAGGGAUGUUGUUUCCGCAGAGCUGACGGAGGAGGAGAUGAUGGAGUUGGCGGUGCGGCUGAGUGAAAGGGAAGCUGGGAACGCUGCGCUCAGACGACAGCAGCAGGAAGAGGAGGACAUGAGGCUGGCCAUCGCUCAGAGUCUGCAUGCUAAUGGCAUGCAGGCUAACAGCGAGGACUGUGAGUCGUUGCCGUUGGUGAUGACCCCUGUCGGGGGGUCACAGCCCUUGGCUGGCCAGAGCCCCACCCCCGCUGCAGAAAGCCCUGCCUUCCCCCCCAGAAAGAAGCCCUUAUCUAUGAGUUUGAGCAAUAGGAAGAGAGACGUAUCCACAGAGGACCAGUUCACUAUGGCAACCGGAGUGGGCGUGGCUCAGAGAGGGAGGGUUAGCGACCCACCCAGCCAAUCAGCAGACCCGUCUGAGUCUCCGCCCAUCGGCACGGACACUCCCCUGUCAGCUCCUCCUGCCUCAGAGGCGGUCGGCCCGUCCCAGGGAGAGGCCCUGGGCUCAGACUCUGAGGGAGAAUCUCGGGGCUCCUCUGCGGGGGGCCCCUCCCAGGCGGGGGGCCCCUCCCACAGGCCCGUGCUCCGCAUAGAGAAGCUGAGCCAGGCCCUGGAGCAGGACUGCCGCUCCGCCGGGUUUGUGCUCUGCUCGCAGAGCGAUCCCGCCAAAUUACCUGCGUCCGGCGCGUCGCCGUCCUCCCCGCCGCCGAGCCCGGAGCCCCCCCAGAGCCCCACCUUCCCCCGCUCAGACCGAAGGGAGGACGGGCGGGGGCCCGGAGGGGCGCGGAACUCUCCGGAAACGGCCGCAGCCGCCUUGUGUGCGCCGCGUGGAGGUGAAGAGGCUUCUGUGCCCCCCCCUCACCGUAAAGGCCGACCCCCCGGGAGCCAGGGCUGCUCUGAACCAACACACAGAUCCCACCUGGAGCCUCUGGUUCCGAGGGGCGUAAUUCUGAAAGGCAAGCGCGAGGACGGGAGCAGAGAUCACGGUGGUUCUGAUCGGGAGCAGAGCCAGAGCUCGACGAGCAGCCAGCCCGCUCACGGCGUGUCCGAGCGCACCGCCGGAGGGACCCUGCAGGUGGCGCUGCAGCCUGGACAAGACUUCUCCACUCAGAUGACACUACACUGGGAAGACAACGAGGAUGAGGAAAGUCCUGUGGAGAAUGAAGAAUGCCCAAUUGUGGCUCAGACCCCCAGUCCUCCAAGAUCCCAGAGUGCAGUUUGUGAGCAGAGCAGUUACUCAGAAUCGGAAUCCCUCCUCAGAGAUGUACCCGGCUCUGUGCCCAGCCCGGUCUUCCCGCGGGACGCCUCCCGAAAUCCCGCGACCCCCCUCAGCGGCCUGGCCCCCCCCUCGGCUCCCAGGGCGGGUGUGAGCGGGGCCAGAGGCAUUCGGAGAAAGAUUACGUUCAGGAACAUGUACGCUCCCAUACCUGCGGUGCCUUCAGGACAGGGAGAGCCCUCCUGCAGCGGUGGGCGGGGCCCCGGAGCUAGCCCCUCCCUCCAGGCCCCGGCCCAGCCCCCUAAAGAGGAGCAGGGGGCGGGGCAAGUGCUGUAUUACUGGGGCGUGCCCUUCUGCCCCCGGGGGCAGAACCCGGACGACUACACUCAGGUGAUCCUCACCCAGCUGGAGGUGUACGAGAAGAGCCUGAAAUCUGCCCAGCGGGGGCUGCUCCGCAAGGCCGAGUGGGGGGAGCCCGUGCUCCCCGGACCCCUCAAACGGCCCUUCUGCCGCCGGGCCCGCCUCAAACGCUCCCGGCCUGCCCGGCCCCUGCGCAACGAGGAGGAGGAGGAGGAAGAGGAGGACCCAGGAGAGGCUGCGGAGGAGGAGGAGGAGGAGGAGAGGGGGGGAUCGCAGAAAGGCUCGGAGGCGGUUGGGGGAGACAGAGAGGGCGGGGCGCCGGACAGUGAAGCUCUGGAGACUCCGUCACAGACACUGCCAGAGGAGCCAAAAUCCUCGUUGGACUCUAACUUUGUGCCUGAAGAACCACCAGACAAAUUCAGACUUUUGAGGAGACGCGCUCUCAGGGACCGGAGUCCCCCUCAGCCCGAGACACAGCUGCUGGAGCACCAGGAGGAAGAGGAGGAGGAGGAGGGAAUGUGUCCAGAGACCCAGAUGAGCGAGGAGAACACGCAGGAUGUGAACAUGGAGAGCCCUGCUGCGAGUCAGCCCAGGCCGGAGUCUGAGGUGAUGGAGGUGGAGCAGGAGGAGGUGGAGGAGGUGCACAGCCAGCCCACAGAAGCAGCAGCAGGAGGAGAGGAGGCCACCAUGGAGGUGGAGGUGACGGAGCAGGAGGCGCAGGAUGCGCAGGGCCGCAGCGGGAGGGUGGAGUGUCCCAUCUGCAUGCACGGCUUCCCGCUGUCGCAGAUCGAGAUGCACGCUGCGUACUGCGACGGCAGCGCCGACACCGAGGAGAGCUGCUCACAGACGCAAGCUAUGGUUCUGCGGAAGAGCACCAGGAGGACUGAAGAGGCUGAAGAGGAUCGGCCCAGCACCAGACUUACCAGAGCACCACUGCAGGAGAAGUGCUUCCUGUGUCACGGGCUGUUCCCUGUGCCUGAGUACGACAGCCACGUGGAGGCCUGCAUCCAAAAGUCCACCCGCACCAAUCAGGGAGCGAAGAGCUUGCUGACAGCGUUGGACCGGUCGGAGCAGAAAGACUCUGAAGCUGGGCCAUCUCAUUCAUACAGAAGGAAAGAAAUCAGCGCGGAAUCGGGCGGCAGCAGAACCGCGGGCUUCUCCGUCAGCGACUCCCCGAUCAAGGCCUUCACGCCCAUCUCCGAGGCCACCGACUGCCUGGUGGACUUCAAGCGGCAGCUCUCCGCCAAGCCCAGCCAGAGGGCCGGCAGGAAGAGGAAGUUCCACCGGUAGCUCUUUCAAAACAGUACUGGCCAGCUUUUCCUCUUUCUUUUUUAGCAACUGCAAAAAUUUUAUAUGUCACAGUGUUUCAUACGUUUAUUUAAUAAUAUGCAAUUAAAUGAUUCCAGCAUUG
Anguilla rostrata (American eel) is the source of this 3705-nucleotide messenger RNA. RefSeq names its product ubiquitin interaction motif containing 1 (gene uimc1). Gene Ontology annotation, cellular component: BRCA1-A complex. The coding region runs from base 516 to 3584 and encodes 1022 amino acids. The record is from RefSeq and is a predicted model, not a curated record. Gene Ontology annotation, molecular function: histone binding; K63-linked polyubiquitin modification-dependent protein binding. Gene Ontology annotation, biological process: double-strand break repair; positive regulation of DNA repair. The transcript has 17 exons. Lineage: Eukaryota; Metazoa; Chordata; Actinopteri; Anguilliformes; Anguillidae.